UAGCUCAUCCAUGAAGACUUUGCUCUAAAUGGUUGUAAACCUUGCCAUUGGCAUUGCUAUAUAUACGUCCUACUAUCUUCUCCUACUCCACACCAAUUUACUAAGGUUAAUUUCCAGCACAAGAUGACUUCUAAGGUUCUUCUUCUUGUGCUUCUUGGUACUUUUGUUUGUACCAUUGGUGCAAGGAAGCUUGGGAAUGAUAAGAGUGCUUCCUUUGGAGAUGAGAAGACUUUCUUCCACCGUCCAGGGCUUGGUGGAGGAGGCGGUGGUGGCUUUGGUGGUGGAGGAGGAGGAGGGUUAGGUGGUGGUGCAGGUGGUGGUGCAGGUGCAGGAGGUGGGUUUGGUGGUGGUGCCGGUGCAGGUGGUGGAGCUGGAGGCGGGCUUGGUGGUGGUGGCGGUGGAGGGUUUGGUGGUGGAGGUGGAGUUGGUGGAGGAUCAGGGUUUGGAGGAGGAGCUGGGUUUGGAGGUGGUGCAGGUUCUGGAGCAGGAGGUGGACUUGGAGGAGGAGGUGGAGGAGGAUUUGGAGGAGGUGGUGGUGGUGGACUUGGCGGCGGAGCUGGAGGCGGAGCCGGAGCCGGUGGAGGGUUUGGUGGUGGAGCAGGAGCUGGAGGAGGAUUUCCAUGAAUAUAAAGAAGAAAACUAAAGCUAGCUAGCUAUAUUCUCAUGCUUUUCAUAUUAAUAACAAAUGUCACUUUAAUUUAUGUGCUCACGUAUUUGUUCUCUUGUUUGCUUCAAACAUUAAUUCUGCUAGCUAGUGAAUAUGUUUACUUUGUAAAAUUGAAAUUAAAUAAUUCUUAAAUUGAAUGUUAUCUUAGUAAAA
Lotus japonicus is the source of this 820-nucleotide messenger RNA. Its product is annotated as glycine-rich cell wall structural protein-like. The transcript has a single exon. NCBI's taxonomy places the organism in Eukaryota, Viridiplantae, Streptophyta, Magnoliopsida, Fabales, Fabaceae. The record is from RefSeq and is a predicted model, not a curated record. Bases 124 to 624 code for a protein of 166 amino acids.